AUUUCGGGUCUCGCUCUGCUACUGGGGAUAUAAAUGUCAUUCAAAGCAUCCCCAGAUCGGUUUACGGCUCCUCUCCGUUUUCUUCCGAAGCGCUGAUUUGAGUCCCGAAUAUUGCAUUUCUGCGGCUUGCUAUCCGAGAAGCAUCAACCACUGCUCCUUUUGAUGUUGUGGUACACCGUGCGCAUGCGUUCCACAUUAGAAUUACUGCACUGGCUAGAAUAAGUUGGAUCGCUUCUUCUCUUCUAUUGAAACCCUAAAAUCCUAUCAAAAGCUAAAGGGAUGCUGAGAGUCCGGAAAAAAGGUUGCUUUGGGAUUUGGUCGUUGCCCUUUAUAAUAACAGUGGUUUGUGCACAGAGUGCUAAUGAUCCUAGCAAUAUGUCCCUAGUAAAAGAGACUGUGGAUAGAUUGCUGAAAGGCUACGACAUUCGACUGAGGCCAGAUUUUGGAGGUCCUCCUGUGGCUGUUGGCAUGAACAUAGACAUAGCCAGCAUAGACAUGGUGUCAGAAGUCAAUAUGGACUAUACUUUGACCAUGUAUUUUCAACAAGCAUGGAGGGAUAAGAGGCUUUCGUAUAAUGUAAUACCUUUAAAUCUUACACUGGACAAUAGAGUAGCAGAUCAGCUUUGGGUUCCUGAUACCUACUUCCUGAAUGAUAAGAAGUCAUUUGUACAUGGUGUCACCGUGAAGAACAGAAUGAUUCGUUUACAUCCAGAUGGGACAGUUCUCUAUGGUCUCAGAAUUACAACAACAGCUGCAUGCAUGAUGGAUCUACGAAGAUAUCCCUUAGAUGAACAAAACUGCACAUUAGAGAUAGAAAGCUAUGGCUACACAACUGAUGAUAUUGAAUUUUACUGGCGCGGGGGUGAUAAUGCAGUUACAGGAGUGACAAAGAUUGAACUGCCACAGUUCUCUAUAGUGGAUUACAAACUUAUCACCAAGAAAGUUGUCUUCUCAACAGGUUCUUAUCCCAGGUUGUCCCUAAGUUUUAAACUUAAGAGAAACAUUGGCUAUUUCAUUCUGCAGACUUAUAUGCCUUCUAUUCUGAUCACUAUUCUGUCUUGGGUAUCAUUCUGGAUUAAUUAUGAUGCGUCAGCUGCAAGAGUGGCUUUAGGGAUUACAACGGUGCUGACAAUGACAACCAUUAAUACCCAUCUGCGAGAAACAUUACCCAAAAUCCCCUAUGUGAAAGCCAUUGACAUGUAUCUGAUGGGCUGCUUUGUCUUUGUAUUCAUGGCUCUUCUGGAGUAUGCCUUGGUGAACUACAUCUUUUUUGGGAGGGGACCACAGCGCCAGAAGAAAGCAGCAGAAAGAGCUGCCAGUGCUAACAAUGAGAAAUUACGAAUGGAUGUCAACAAGAUCUUUUAUAAAGAUAUAAAACAAAAUGGGACCGAAUUGCGAUCCCUGGAUCCCACUGGAAAUCUCUCCCCAACUAGAUGGACUGCCACUUACGAUUACCCUCUUAAAACGGACAGAAGAAUAAUUGGCACAUAUCAUUGUCCAGAAAUGUAUUCAACAAAGAUGGACCCCCAUGAGAACAUUUUGUUGAGCACGCUUGAAAUUAAAAACGAGAUGGCUGCCUCUGAAGCUGUUAUAGGGCUUGGGGACCCUAGAAGCACGAUGCUGGCCUAUGAUACCUCAAGUAUCCAGUAUCGGAAGGCUGGUUUACCAAGACACAGCUUUGGCCGUAAUGCUCUGGAACGGCACGUGGCCCAAAAGAAAAGCCGGUUAAGGAGACGUGCUUCUCAGUUGAAAAUUACUAUCCCUGACUUGACUGAUGUAAAUGCCAUAGAUCGAUGGUCACGCAUAUUCUUCCCGGUGGUUUUUUCUUUCUUCAAUAUUGUCUAUUGGCUUUACUAUGUGAACUAAAAACAAAGAAAGCCACACAAAUAUCAAGAACUGGAUUUCUCUUCAAAAUUGAUUGUACAGCCAAAUGUGGGACUUAGGGAGAACAAAAUCUAUUCAGGACAAGUUAUUUUAAAACACCUUAUUUGCUGGCCCACUCUAUAACCUGUUCAGUAAUGUUUGGAUUUCUUUUGCACAACUGUGAAGCCUAUCAAGUUACAGUACAAAUGUAUACAACCUGGCUUUUAAAGAUAUAUAAUUGCAUUUGAUGUUUGGAGACAGACCUGAAACUUGGUCAUUUCAUUUUUGUUUUCUUUUUGUUUUUUGUUUUUGUUUUUUUGUAAAAAAAAGUUUUUCUUUAAAAAAUUUAAAAUUUAAAAAGUUUUUGGUUAACAAAUUUAAACAAUUUUUAAUUUUUACAACUAAGAUUACCAUUUCUAUAUUUCCUUUUUGCCAUAGUGUUCAUUUUCAUCUAUUUUUGACCAAUUUUACCCUUCAUUUUCAUCUCUAAUUUUAACCAAAUUCCUAUUUCCUUUCUAUUCUAUAUUAAAUCCCAAUCCAUCAUCAAAGUAAUUAAUUUUAUGGUGUUACAAUUGUUCAAUUUUUACAAGAAUAGUGAGCCCACUUAUUUUAUAACUUACAUUUUCUUAAGUAACACAGUCCAAUAUUUUAAUAUAAUCAGUUGCUUCUAUAAGUAUCUUUUCUAUUUAUAUAUUCAAACAUUUAAUGAAAAAGAAAAAAAACAAAUAUAAACAGCUGUUCCAAUUAGUUCCAUUUUCAUACAUCACAUAAUUUCCCCAUAUAUUCCUCCAAACCACAUCUUAAUCAUUUCUACUUUCAUCACAAUAUAUCAUUAAAGACUAUUUCUUCUUUGUAUUGUUUCAAAUCCUCACUUAAUCAUUUUAAUACACACCACGCUAAACCAUUAACAGUAUUACCAUUAUUACAUUUUAAGCUUAUUCAUAUUUCUCAAAAAAUGAAAAAAAACCAAAACUCAUCAUUAUCUAGAUUUCAAAACUAUAAGUAACAAUAUUCCAAUUAUUUGUACAUUUCGUUUUCACCAUAAUAUACUUUACCAUUAUUACUUGCUACAAUUCACAUUUUAAUUCUAAAUGUAUACCUCUAAUUCCUCUUUCAUUUCCUUUUCCUUUUCUCCCUUUUCAAUUUUAUUUUUACCUUUUUCUUUCCCCUUCUUUCCUGCACUUUAAAAUCCUGAUCUCUCCUAUUUUGCCCUAUGUUGCCCCUUGUUCCUCUCCCUUUUCUCUUUUUUUUAACCCGUUGUUUAACCCAAUAUUGUCAUUCUGUAUAUAAAAGUUCUGGAUUCUUCUCUUGUGCCCUAUAUUUCCUCUUUCUCUCUUUUGUGUUUUUUUCACUGUAAAUCCCAGUGUAAUCAUUUAAAUUCUUUAUGUCCUUUCUAUUCCCCUCUUCCUUCCAUGUUUGUCUCUUUCUAUCCUCCCUAUUACUUUCAUUGUUAAUCCCAAUGUAAUCUUUAAAAACCUCUUUUUUAUUAUUAUUAUCCACAUAUUCAAAUACAUUUUCACAUUUGGUCUCAUUUUCUUUAUCUUCUUUUUCUUCAGACUCUGUAUGUUGCUUCUCCAUCUUUGUUUCCUCGUCAGCUUGUCCAUGUUCUUUCCCAUUUUUUAUGUCCUCAGAUUUUGAUUCCCUGUGUAUCAUUGUAGUUAUUUCUCUUAUUUCCAUUUUCCAUGACAGGUACAUCGCUUUAAUCAUUUCUUUAAUUUCCUGUGCCAUUUUAUCCCUUUUAAGUUGAUAUUGUUCCAAUUUUAAAAUUUCAGUAGUAUUCUUUUUUUUUCCCCCAAAGUCAAGCCGCUUCUAAACAAAGGGAUCCUCCCCAAAAGUUCUCAUGGCUAUUAUCUGUAAAGUUCACAAUUUUCCAAAACACAGACCAAGUUAUAAUGUUCCUUUUUGCUCCUGAUGGUGUUUCUCUUGCAAUCCACAAUUUCCUGUUAUUUAGCAAGUAUCCAUUUUGUUUCAGUAUGUUAACAAUCUUAACUAGUUUCUCUUUUUCUUUUUGGCUUUGAGAAUACCAAGUCAAUUUUGUAGUUCAGUCCAAAUUUAAACCACUCUUUUCCUUUCUUUUUCUCUUCUUGCCUUUGGUUAUAAAGUACUUCUGUUACAAGGCUUAUUAUCCAUUAUUCAUUCUCUUUUUAUUUUCCUCAAAGUUCACAAGAAAGAGGAGAGAAAAAGGGUCUAAUUAUUCCUUUCUGAUCUUUUACUCAAUCUUGGGGUAAUUUCUUUCAUUUAAAAAAUUUCCAAAUUAUUUUCCAAAUCAUUUUGUUUGAAAGUAAAUUUUCUAUUCGAGUUCUUUUUUUUUUAUCUCUUUAAAAAUACAUUCCAAUGUCUUCUUUUCUUCCCCCCAUGCUUAUUAGCCGCCGUUUUCUCUCUGGGGGUUCCAGGUUUAAAAAAAGAAUUUUUCCCUUAUUAUGAGUUGGUUAACACUUACCCAGUUCCAAAAGCUCCGAUCAAAUCACCGCUCCUGCUCCAUACUUAGUCCGGUUGCCCCAGCUUCGUGACAGCCGCAAUGGCUGCCGCCCCCGCCACCAAGUCGUAGAGAACUACCUGUGACCAUCGAGGAAUUUGCCUGUUCCUCUUGGUCUUCUGAGGUGCCUCUCCUUCACCCCCAUCCCUACAGGAUGGUUCCCCGGUCCGAAGACCCCCUUGGCAACGGUUCAUCAGUCCGGGUUUUUGCGGAGCUCAUCAGAGCCCGCAAAUUCCCCGACUGUCUCCCCGCGACACUUGAUCCGGUCAUUUCAUUUUUGGAUGAUAUUGAAAAGGGAAGCUAAAAAGUUAGGUUUGAAUUCUCAGAGCAAUUUCUGCUUCUAUGCUCAUCUGGGUUAAACAGCAUUAUUUGAAUGGAAAGAAUAUGGUCAUAUUAUAUCAAAAUCAACAUCAUAUUCAUAUCUUACCUUUUUUGAUGUUAAUUUGAAGCUACAGUAAGUCAUAAUGCCUGCCAUCAUACUAUGAAGACAUGUAUCAAGUUGUUGAUUGAAUUAAGAGUUCUUUUUGGAAAAUAUGAAAGCAACUUACACAUAAUUGGGAAGUGUUUAAUUGAGAUAUUGUAAAGUCAGCAUAUUGAUUACCAUGAUGUGAACCAUAGAGCUACUACAUUAUUUUGGAGAUGGCCAAUAUGUCCAACAGGAUACUAUUAAACAUAUCUAGGAGCCUUCUAUGUAUAAGUGCCAAAUGAGAGUGGGCCGGCAGUUUCUUCAUAGGUAGUUUUCCCUCAGUGCUUUGUACUUUCUUCUGCAACAGAGAAAGCUGUGCCAAAUGUUGUCAAACACAAGGAUCAAGUAAACCACAAGUACCAUGCAAAUUGCAAAUCUUGAUCAUCAAAAUAUUUCCUAAAUUAUAGUUUGGGUUGCAUUUCCUUCAUGUUUAAAAGAGAUUGAGUAGAUCAUAACUUUUUAUUGUUCAGAUAUUUAUUUAGAUAUGCACACAUAAGCUUCAAAAGAGUAAGCUUAUUGUAAGGAACUGGAUUAUCUUCUUCACUCAAUACUUUUGCAUUCAGUUUUAGAACUUUUUUUAAGAGAGGACAAUGAACGGGAGAGAGCUAUUCAUGUAUUUUCCAGCUGAAAGGAGACUGAAUUAUUUUCAUCAUCAGUUCAAGAAAUACCUCUCCAGCUUUUUUUCCCUCAUAUAAUUAAUUUACAAUUAUAUAGCUGUCAUUUAUUCAGCUUUAUCCUUUAAUUGAUUCAAUGGAACUUACGUGGGAUUCAUAUAAGAUAGCUGUGUCUUCCUGGAACAGAAGAUCAACCUGUUUCAGGAAAUAAAUGGAUUGGGGAUGAGUAUCUUUUGGAACCAGAAAUGUUCCAUAUUCUUUUUAUUAUAUUUUUUUUUUGUAUGUAUGUAUGUAUAUAUUUCCUCCAGCUGAUGGUUUCAGUAGCACAAAGGACUCUUUUAUUUCUCUGUAAUAUACUUUAAAAUUGAGCUUUCUAGGCUCUCUGCAAGCAUACUUGGUUGAAUUAUGAACUUCACACUUUGUGAAAAGGCUGGUCUUGUGACUCAGGCACAACAGCACUGAGCACACUUUCUUUUGUCAUGUUUUCUUUCACCAGAUGGGCAGUGUUUUAGAAGACCCCCUUCUGAAGCAUCUUUUGGGACAAAUAAGAUUUUGCUACAUUCGUGUGUAUGUUAUUUUUUCUUUUGCUGAAAUUGCCCAUUAAUUUUAUAAAAAAAAAAUAUAUGAAAACUAUCAACCUUGGGAUUUUUAGAGAUUAGAAAAGAAUAUCCUUUCUAUCCUUUUUCUCUUCUCAGAUUGGUUCAACAAGCCAGCCUUAGAAAAACUACAGAAUCAGCUUCUAAAACUGCACUUUACCAUAGCUGGAAGUUUAUAGUACAAGCCAUAAUAUUUUCUAACCUUUUCAAGGAGAGGGUGAAUUUUACCCUGGGGGCUAACAAAGAAAGUACAUAUUCACCUCCAUGAGGUCAUUUAUGUUAUUAAGUGGAAGAUGCUUCCAGGAGUAAAUGAGAAAUCACAUUUUUGAAUAAAUUAAUUCAAAGAGAUACGAGGAACUUAAAUUAAAAUGAGGUUUAAAGUAAGGUGGGCAAAUGGAGGAUAACACAAAAAAGGUUUAUCUCCUCUAAUACCAGCAUGUGGUAGAGACAAAAACAUUACACAAUGUCACAAAGGACAUUGAAAUAAGCUAUUACCGUUGAAUUUAACUGAAAUAUACUUUGGUUUGGUUUUGUUUAGAACCAUGUUUUGCCUAAUAAUUUAUUCCUUUAAUUAUUACUUUUUUUCAGGUUUUGGAUGCAUACUAGCCAGCAAUUAAGGUGUUUUUUCUUCAUAUAUUAAAUUCAUCACAAAAUUACAACUAUAUAAUAUGGCACAGUUUUAACCAUAACUUUCAGAUUAUUGCUCUGUAAAUAUGUUCUGUAUAUGACUGCUACUAAGUUUAAUAUGCAUUUUCCAACUAAAACUCAUGUGCCAUAUUUAUGUUUGUCUAAGGAAAGCUAUGUUUCUAUAGACAUGGUAGUUUAAAUGACUGGGAAGAGAGAAUCAAUGUCAUUCUGAACACUUUCAGCAAAGUUUGAAUAAUAGCAUUGAAAGACACACCUGAGAAUUUUUACAUUCUAAUAUAUAAAAUCAUCCAGACAAAAGCACAAUGCAUAGAUAACAUGAGAGCAAGUACAUAUUGCUAGCCAGCUAAAUAUAUCUAGGAAAAUGAGCCUGCUAGGUAAAAUAUACAUUUUCUUUUCUUUUAAAAAAAAAAAACUUAGAUUUCAAUUUCCCACUUAUUGAAAUUAAUUUAAGUAAGCCAAGCUCAGACCAUUAUCUACAAAUAAAGACAUAUUUCCACAUGUUUAUAUAUAUUCUUGAAUGUGUACACAUAUAUGUGUUUAUAUCUUAUGUGUGUGUACCUACACAUAUAUAGACAUGCACAUACAUACAUAUGCAUUUUUACACAGUCUCCUAAUCUCGUGAAACCACUUUGUGCAUAGAAAUGGAUAUGUGCCCAUUGAUAUAUAAAGCAAGUGGGAAGGUUGCUGAGUAAAGUGGGGGAGAAGCUGUCCCCAUAUUUACAACUUCUGACACUGGUGUCUCUUUUAUGUCGAUGGGGCAGUUGAAAAUUCCAAAUUCCUGCAAGCGUUUGCAGCCACAAUAAAAUUGCAGGACCAUAUUUACAUCUUCUGUUACAUCUUUUUGGUGCUAUAAAGGGUUGUUAAAAGAAGCAGUAUAUGAUUGAAGGAAGCAACAAUCCCAGAUUCCAUCCAGAUCCCCCUGCCCGUUCUUGAUAGGAUGGCCAUCAUUCUUGAAUGAUGAGAGGUAAUUUGAGAUUCCACCAGCAGAUGCAAGAAAGGGAAAGACAUAUGGAUUGAGUUGUUAAGAGAAAUGGUCUCUAUUUUAUCCUCCUGAGAGAAAGAUCAGGACUGAGCUAGAGACAUUGUCAUCAAGUCCAGGUCAACUUCCUUUUUAAUUAGCAUUGCAUACCUACAGCCUCUGCACUGUUCAUAAUUGCCUGGGUUUGAGCUAGAAUCUUGCAUUAGUAUUUCUAAAGGAAUAAGCUAAUAACAGUUGUGUUUCUAUAGUCAACCAAUAUGUGAAUAUUUUUUGAGAACAUAAAUUAUUAAUGUAUUUAAAAUCUUACUAUACAGGGUAACUGGGCAUUUCUAUAUCAGCAGAUCAAUGCAUAGAAAUCUUAUGAAGCAUUUCACAGUGGAUAUUGCGAUAGUACUGUAUCUUCUACCAUCUCAACAGAGGCUAACUCUCACAUUGUUUUGUUUAUUUUUUUCAACGAAAGCAUCUCUACUAACUUUUUUAAAAGUCCUAAUACCUAGAUAGGAAAAGCAAAACUAUGACAUAUUUCUCUGGGGAGAAAAGAACAAGAUGGUCCAGGUACAAUAGUUUAAAAAUAGUGAUCAUAACAUUUUGCUAUCUGUACAUAGGUCAUACAAUGUGAGCAAUCGUAAUUAAAAAAAAAUGUAAAUAUUAUCAGAUUUCUUAACAUUUUUAACUUCUAAUUUGUACUUUAAUGUAAGGCAAAAAGUUGAUUCUAUUUAUGGUUUAGGUUAGUGUCCUAAAAUCAUGUAAAUAUUUAAAUAAGCUGUAAAUGAGAUGUCAAUAGAAAGAGUAUUUGUUCAGUGAUUUUUUUUUUAAACUAAGUACAGUAAUUGCAGUUUUCUAGCAGAACAAUUUAAACACCCUUUUGCAUAAGACUUGGAUUUCAGAGGACAAUUUCAAAAUUGCAAAUAAUAAGAUUGACAUUAAAUGAGUAUCAAUGUAACCAGUUCAUCUGUAAAUGGGGAGGAGAAAGAACCGAUAAAAACGAGUACCAUUAUCCAUUGACUCUGGUGCACAUGAAAAUUCAGGGGUAUGUGGAUACUUCAGAAUAGAUGUGCUGUUAUGAUGCUUAUAAUAGCAUCUCUGAAGCGCUGCAAGUUAGAGUUUUUGUUGGGGGGGGCAGGUGUCUGAUAUUUAAAUGAAUAAGGCAACUGCUAAUUCUGCCGAGCUUCUUGGGAAAAUUGGAGCUACAUGCAGUUUGAGAAUUGCAGCCUUGGUUUUUAAUGAGCCUAUUUUGAUUUCCAUUAAUACUAAGCCUGCAAUUCUGAAAGAACUUCAGAAUUGCCAUUAACUAGGGAGUCUCACCUAAAGGAACUGCAGAAAGUUGGGGCUAUCAAGUGACUUAUAGAGACCAUACUUGUAGUUAGAGAGUAGUCUGUCUAGUGUACCAUGAGUCCUUAAUAGAAUAUCUUAUUACUUUUUAGACUUAGCAAUUUUUAAGAUAUGUGCGCUUUAACUUUCAGAAUUCCUCAGCACCCAUGCUGGCUGCAAAAUUCUGGAAGCUGAAAUCUGCACAUCUUAAAAAGUUGCUCAGGUUGAGAAACAAAGAAAAUCCUAUCGUUUGGGCCACAAUGGCAGUCUUUUAUCCAGACACAGUAAUAAUACUGAUGAUUUCCUCUUCCAGGAAAUGAAAUGGAUGUAAUAUAGAACUACAGUUUUCUCAUGAGUGUAAUAUUAUUCUCCGAAAGACAUCAUGCACAUUCCUAUUGCGCAUGAGGAGUCCCACUGUCUUUUAGAGACUGUCUGGUACAAAGAGAUUUGUCUGUCAUUGUUUAGCAUUCUGUUCCUUUCCAGCCCAACCCAAUCCACCCAAUGCCAAAGAAUCUUACUUAAUCUUACUUACUUCUUACUUAAGAAAUAUAUUUAAAGGGAACUCUAUCAAGAUAUUGCUUAACACCAAAGGUAAAAUUUAACAAAGAUGCACUAGGAAACGUUCAAGAGAAUUUUUGAGGAGUGAAUAAAAUGUUAAUAAGUAAUUACCAUGUUGUAGCUUAUACCAAUGGUAUUUAUAAUCCAAGUUAAUUAAUUCAUGAUAAAGUGGAGUAGAUUAACUUUGCAGGUUAUAUGCAACACAUUUUAUGUGUCAAAUAAUUUAAGUAUUUUGAUAAUGAAUCUAUAUUAAUGUUAUUAUUUUAAGUCUUAACUCCAAAUACCUACAGUUAAAUUCAAUUUCUUCUAAAUGUUUUGUUCAUCACCAAAGUUCUCUAAUUCAAAUUUAGCAGCAUUAUCUGUUUACAUUGUUAGUGCCACUGAAAGAUUCACCAGGGAAUACAUUUAAGAUCCAUCAUAUAGUUUUAGUUCAUGCAAGCAUUUAAGACAUCUAAGAACUCUAUCAUAUUUGACCAUGUUUUGAGAUUUCACAAUUUUAAUUUGCAUGGGUGUUUAAAUGAUUCUGUUAGUACUGUCUUUGCAUCCUUCCUCUUCCUCUUUUUUUAACCUAAUACUAUUUACUCCAUAAUGUAGUAAUCAUGAGACUUACUAAUGACCUUGUAGCCUUUCUAAUAUGCACAUAAUGCACAUUUUCCAAUGGCUAGAAAAUGCAAAAUAUUAGUGGAUAACAUUGCAUCAGAUUUUCAUGUUUUCUCAGAAGGACUGCUAACCUCUGGAAUAAUAGAGGUAGUAAAAUGAUUAUUGUAAAUUGAAUAGCACAUAAGAGAUAUUUUCUUGAAACUAAACUUAUUACAGCCAGUUUCAGCAUGUAAAUAUAUAAUAAUGUUGGCUAGUGUGUAAUUCUUAAACUAAAAAAAUAUAAAUAAAGGAAAUAUAAAAGAA
Pantherophis guttatus is the source of this 10414-nucleotide messenger RNA. It is a transcript of the gene GABRB2, whose product is annotated as gamma-aminobutyric acid type A receptor subunit beta2. Gene Ontology annotation, cellular component: membrane. Lineage: Eukaryota; Metazoa; Chordata; Lepidosauria; Squamata; Colubridae. Gene Ontology annotation, molecular function: extracellular ligand-gated monoatomic ion channel activity; GABA-A receptor activity. The record is from RefSeq and is a predicted model, not a curated record. Gene Ontology annotation, biological process: monoatomic ion transmembrane transport.